GCUAACAUGCUAACGACUUUUUCUAGAAGGUGUAACGUUAGAAGUCGCCCGGAAACAACUGACCCGAGUACCAGUGAACACCAGGGAGCACUUUGAGUGAUUUGAUGACCAUGGGACGGAGCCCGAGGAGACCCCUGAUCCUCAGAAGAAGAAAGUUGCCUUUCCAGCAAAAUGAUCCUCCAGCAGCCGAGCCGCAGAGCCAAGCUGAUGCUUCAACCUUCAAAGAACCUCCAAAAUCAGCUGCCAGUCAGAGCUUCCCUGAUGGCAUCUGCAUUAUGGAUCACCCCUCCAAGUCUGACACACAGGUGGUCGUCAUCCCCAAAACAGCAGAUCUUCAAGGUGUCAGCGGGGCCCUCACGGCCAAAGGCAAAGAGUGUGGUGUCCAGGGGCCAAACGAGUUCAUCCUUCUGAGUGGGAAUGGCGGCCUGGAUGGUGGAUGUUCAUGUCAGGCUGCUGCUGACGGGGAUGACGCCUCCACAGCUGGACAACCAGUGGAAGCAGAAGCUAUGUUCAGCUCCCCAGAUGCUAAACCUCUCACUGGAAUUAAAGCAUUGAAUAAGGAACUGGAGUGUGGCCCUUUAGAUGACAGCCUCACCAAUAUUCAGUGGCUGGGCCAAAUGAACAUGUGCACCAUCAAACCAGAUCCUGCCAAGAAGACGACCAACAAGGAGAACCAAACACCCUCACAGUUACAGACUCUUCAGGUGCCAAACCCACAGUUUGAUGCAGAUGCUGUCCAGCAGCCCAUGCCAGAGAGGCCACCAUACUCCUACAAGGCCAUGAUCCAGUUUGCAAUCAACAGCCGAAAGACCGGGAGGGUGACCCUGAAAGAGAUUUACAUGUGGAUCGAGGACCACUUCCCUUACUUCAGAGAGGUGGCCAAACCAGGAUGGAAGGUGACGCAAAGUGACGCCCCAGCUGUGGUAAUGUAUCCUCAGAAGAAUAAAGACCUCAAGGUGGAGGUGAAGGAGGAGCCGGUAUGGGUCCCCAUUAAAUUCGAGACUCCCAAAGCCCCCCCAAAGAGACAAGCCAGCAGCUCCCGACGCAAACAGCGCCUGGUUCCCUCUCAGCACGAGGAGCCCAUCCUCCUGUGCCUUGACAAUACUUUCUUUGACUCUGGCGUAGCCUCUGACACCUCAACUUUCCAAGACUCGCGAGACACCGAGCCGGACGAGCCCCAGCAGGGGCAGCAAAGCCCCGAUCGGGACUACUCCUUCAAGACUCCCAUAAAAAGUAGCAGCCACCUGACCUCCUCCACGCCUAGUAAGCCUCCCUCUCAGGUCUUACCCGAGCCGUGGAAAGUGACCCCUGUGGGCAAAGAGAGCCAAAACGUACUGGACUUCAGCCCCUUUCGCACACCAGGCGGCCCCGCGGUCACGCGGCGGCAUGACUACACCACCUUCAACUUCAACAGCACUCCCUUUGAAGAGUUGCCUCUGUUUAACUCCCCCAGAGAGCUGCUCACGUCCGCUCCCUCCAGAGUGACCGGACUGACAGACUCUCCCAUCGAGUAUCACAGAGGCAGCUGCUCCAAUGAGCUGCUUCAGGCACCCGCUAACCUCUUGGUCACAGAGGGCCUGGCCCUGGAUACAAUGAACGUCAGCCUGAGUGAGAUUCUCGUGAACAUUAGCUUCACUGGUCUGGAUGGUGAGGACUUGGAUAUGGCCAGUAUCAGCUGGUCUGACGUCAUCUCUCAGUUAUAGUAGCCGGAGGGACAAAACGCAUUUCAUGUACAGGGACGUAGAAAGAAAAAAGAUUCCCGCACACUGUUGCCAAACUUGCAAAGUAUUUAAUGGGACAAGGCAGCUACGUUUCGGUCAUUACAACCUUC
Molecule: messenger RNA, 1831 nt
Organism: Epinephelus moara (kelp grouper)
Lineage: Eukaryota; Metazoa; Chordata; Actinopteri; Perciformes; Serranidae
Product: forkhead box protein M1-like
Exons: 5
Coding region: 105-1703 (532 amino acids)
Biological process (GO): regulation of DNA-templated transcription; G2/M transition of mitotic cell cycle
Molecular function (GO): DNA-binding transcription factor activity; sequence-specific DNA binding
Source: RefSeq, a predicted model, not a curated record